This is a messenger RNA of Monopterus albus (swamp eel), 753 nucleotides long. RefSeq names its product vitamin K epoxide reductase complex, subunit 1 (gene vkorc1). Gene Ontology annotation, biological process: peptidyl-glutamic acid carboxylation; vitamin K metabolic process; blood coagulation. Bases 113 to 622 code for a protein of 169 amino acids. The transcript has 3 exons. The record is from RefSeq and is a predicted model, not a curated record. Lineage: Eukaryota; Metazoa; Chordata; Actinopteri; Synbranchiformes; Synbranchidae. Gene Ontology annotation, molecular function: vitamin-K-epoxide reductase (warfarin-sensitive) activity.
UAGCCUUGACCAGACGGUUUGUUACGCGUGAAACAGGAUCCUGAAACAUUUAAGUCAUAUUUUAGACUACUGCACUAUUGUCAGAAAUUCAUCUGAAAAUAUCUGGAAUAAUAUGGAAGGGCCCGGUAUUCACGGGAUGCCAAAGUGGGAGAGGAAAGUGCGCAUAGUUUUAUGUGUUUUUGGUUUAGUCUUGUCUGUUUAUGCGCUUCAUGUCGAGGUGUCCAAAGAGAGAAACCCAGAUUACAGAGCGAUGUGCGACGUGGCAGAGUCGGUGAGCUGCUCCAAGGUUUUUACCUCCAGAUGGGGACGUGGUUUUGGUUUGGUCCAGGUCUUUGUGGCCAAAGAGCACCCUCUGAACCAGCCCAACAGUGUGCUUGGCAUCUUAUUUUACACUCUGCAGAUGAGCCUUGGGCUGUCAUUGUCCAGGAGAGCAGCACUGUUUUUGGUCUUCUCCUCCUGGGUGUCUGUUGCUGGUUCACUCUAUCUUGCAUCUAUUCUUGCCUUUGUUCUGGGGGAUUUCUGCAUGGUCUGCGUGUCAACAUACAUUAUAAAUUUUGCAUUGCUCUUCACCAAUUUCAAACGGAGGAGGGCGAUUGAAGGAAUGAAGGAAAAGGCUGGAUAGAAGGUGCUACUUGUGAAAUUCAACACCAUCUUGUUCUGUCUGCUGAACUGAAGCCACACUGGAUCUGAAAAGCAAAGUCUUUCCCAAACAAACUUGAAAAAGCAACAGUGAUUUUUGUAUAUCACUGUGAA